Molecule: messenger RNA, 1415 nt
Organism: Hevea brasiliensis (rubber tree)
Lineage: Eukaryota; Viridiplantae; Streptophyta; Magnoliopsida; Malpighiales; Euphorbiaceae
Exons: 8
Coding region: 125-1111 (328 amino acids)
Source: RefSeq, a predicted model, not a curated record
CGCUAUACAUUUGGUGGGCUUCGGCCCUCCAGCUGCAAGGCCGUAUAAACCCAAGUUUACGAUACGAAGAGACCCCACCUCGUUCAGUGUCACCGCCCUCCUCCGUCGAGCCGGGAGAGAAGAAAUGAACAAAGAAGCAGAAGCAGAGUACUUCUCCAAGGACUUCGAAUGGGAAUCUUUAAAACACGAAAUAGAGAACAAUCCCUCUUAUGUAUACCAUUUACUUCCUUUCAAUCAACAACCACAACCACACGAAGAAGAAGAAGAAGAAGAAGAAGAAGAAGAAGAAGAAAGCGGUGAUUCUAAGGCAUGGCAAAUGUUCCACAUCCGCCACUCUUCUGGCAAAUUCUUCAAGGAGAGAAGGUACUUAUUGAAGGAGUUUCCGGAGUUGGUUUCUUGUGGAGACUUCUCUAAGGUCUUGGAGGUUGGCUGUGGUAGUGGAAGUUCUGUAGUUCCAAUUCUGCGUGGAAACAAAAGUAUCAUCGUUUAUGCUUGUGAUUGUAGCACUGAGACGCUUGAGAAGGCCAAACUGAUUGUGGAUGCCACUGAUAUAGUCUCUGUCCAAAACCGUUUUAAGCCUUUCUAUUGUGAUUUUGCUUUCACUGAGUUUCCCAAGUGGUUUCUUUGUGAUUCUUGCCCGCUAAUUCCUCCACCAAAACAACAGGAAUGCUUCUCCUCAGAUGAUUCAUAUUGCUUCAAAGAAGGUGGCUGUUGCGUUGGCGGGGUUGAUUUUGUUACCUUGAUAUUCACACUAUCAGCAGUGCCACUCAAAAGAAUGCCAAUAGCCAUCUUGGAGUGUUUUUCUGUAUUGAAGCCUGGUGGCAUGCUCUUAUUUAGGGACUAUGGGCUUUAUGAUAUGACCAUGUUGCGAUUUGAGGCAGACAAAAGAGUGGGGUUCCGAGAGUACAUGCGAUCAGAUGGCACUCGAUCUUACUUUUUCUGUUUAGAUACUGUCAGGAAUCUUUUUGUGGGAGCAGGCUUCAUUGAGCUUGAGCUCGAGUAUUGUUGUGUUAAGUCUGUGAAUCGCAGAAAAGAGAAGAGCAUGCGAAGGGUUUGGGUCCAUGGGAAGUUCCAGAAACCCACAAGUAGAACACAAGAUUUCUCUUGUUGAGGAUCUUUCUGCAGUUUGGUUGUAGCGAGAUUGUUGCAAUGAAUGUGAAUUGAGAUUGAGGAAAAGGUGAUUUUUCAUCCUGGACAGGUGAGUUGAUGAUUUAAAAAAGAAAAAAAAAAUUGUAACCUAAUUUUGGUUCCAGUUAAGUAGGAUCCUGAGAAGCUAUAAAUUACUGUAACGUCACCCAUGAAAUGCAAUGAGAUUGCUGAGGAAGCCAUUGUACCCAUGGAAGCGGUGCUCAUGCCAAUUCCAGCAAAUGACAAUAUCAUCUAUUAAAGUUGAAAUGCUAAUUCUAUUUUUUCAA